Messenger RNA from Parastagonospora nodorum SN15, 318 nucleotides. RefSeq lists its product as hypothetical. Bases 1 to 318 code for a protein of 105 amino acids. The transcript is spliced from 2 exons. The record is from RefSeq and is a predicted model, not a curated record. NCBI's taxonomy places the organism in Eukaryota, Fungi, Ascomycota, Dothideomycetes, Pleosporales, Phaeosphaeriaceae.
AUGUUGUGCGUGUGCCUGUCGAUCGUCAUCGUCGAUCGGGUUCGUAGAGAUCUGCAAGAUCUGCAUGCUGGGCAAAUGGCGAUAGGAUUUGACAUGAGGCGUGAAGAGCGGACAGAGGAGUGGCGGUUUGCACAUGCAGCGCGUAAGAACAUGGCGUCUGUGUUCGGCUCAUAUGUUGAGGUUAGCUGUUUUAUGUUCUUCUACGACGCUACGCUCAGCGAAGGCUUCUACCACGUAAUUAUAUUUUCGGAUUUCGACGUAUUCACAGACGUGUGGGUCAAGUAUCUACAAAUUUGGUAUCGUUCACUGCACAUCUAA